Messenger RNA from Adineta steineri, 1245 nucleotides. The record is from the annotation of a GenBank genome assembly. NCBI's taxonomy places the organism in Eukaryota, Metazoa, Rotifera, Eurotatoria, Adinetida, Adinetidae.
AUGCACUCGUAUUUACAGUCCACACAUGAAUCAACUAUAACAUCAACCAUAACAUCAACUACAACAUCAACCACGACAACAACAUCAACAUCAACAUCAACAUCAACAUCAACAUCAACAUCAACCACAACAUCAACCACAACAGUAACUACAACAUCAAAUACAACAUCAACUACGACAUCAAAUAUAACAUCGAUAGCAACCACCGCAUCAACUACAGCAUCAAUAUCAACAACAACGCCAACACCGCAAUGGACAAUGACAGGAAACAUGAAUUUUGCACGAAAAUUUCACACGGCAUCUAUAUUAACAAAUGGAAAAGUGCUAGUUAUUGGUGGAUAUAAUGGUAUUUCUCUAAAUAGUGUUGAAUUGUACGAUCCAUCAACAGGAAUCUGGACAAUUAUUACUAGCAUGAGCACUGGAAGACAGGAACACACUACAUCUGUAUUCACAGAUGGGACUGUGUUAGUUGCUGGAGGAAUCAAAGAUAAAGGUUUUUUAAAUACUGCUGCAUUGUAUAAUCCAUCAACAGAUAGUUGGACAGUUACGGGAAACAUGCAUGGUCUACGAGGUGCUCACACAGCAACUAUAUUAACAAAUGGAAAAGUGUUAAUCAGUGGUGGAGAUGGUGGUAGUGGUUUUCUUAACACUGCUGAAUUAUAUGAUUCAUCAACAGGAAUCUGGACACGUACAGGAAACAUGCAUUAUAAUCGUGUUAAUCAUGCAACAUCUUUAUUAACAGAUGGACAAGUGUUAGUUGCGGGUGGACUUGAUGGUAGUUCUUUAAAUAGUGCUGAAUUGUAUGAUCCAUCGAUAGGAUUCUGGACAAUUACUGGUAGUAUGAGUGAUACACGGCAGGGUAGUACAUUAUCUAGAUUAAUGAAUGGGAAAGUGUUAGUUGCUGGUGGAUUUAAUGGUGGCUAUCUAAAAAGUGCUGAAUUAUAUGAUCCAUCAACCGGUAAUUGGACACAUACAGGUAGCAUGAAUUUUGCACGGCAGUGUCAUACAGCAUCAUUAUUAUCCAACGGAAAAGUAUUAGUUACUGGUGGAUCGAAUGGUAGUUUUCUAAAAACUACUGAAUUAUAUGAUCCAUUAACAGGAAUGUGGACAAUUAGUACUAAAAUGAAUAUUGGACGAUGGCAGCAUACAGCUACCAUACUCACAAAUGGAAUAUUGUUAAUUACUGGUGGUGAGGAGGGUAAUAAUAUGUACCUGAAUAAUGCAGAACUGUUUCCAUUGCCAUAA